Messenger RNA from Porites lobata, 43676 nucleotides. Lineage: Eukaryota; Metazoa; Cnidaria; Anthozoa; Scleractinia; Poritidae. The record is from the annotation of a GenBank genome assembly.
AAUGGCCGCGGAAGGAGGUUACUCUUGAGUCUUCGCUUUAUUCUAGCCCGAUUUCCAGGGAUUUCAAUUGAGACUAACUGAAGGUAAGAGGAACGAAAGUUUCUAAUGUAAAACCUUUUAAAAAACUACAGCUUGAUAAUGGAGCUCCAGAAGUACACGAUCAGUAGUACUUCAGCCUUGUAGAAGUACAGUUGGAGAGGCCUUUUUAAGCGUCGGUGCCAGCACUAGGAUAAGUUUUACGCGACUUAAAUCGUAGAAAAUUUAUUGCUGAAUAGAAGAAGAGGAAAUGAAGGUUCAGUUUGAGCUAUGUAUUAUCUCAGCGUGCGAUUAAAUUCACGUUCACGAGUAACACCUUAAUAAAGAAUUUUUUGCCUAAAAGCUCGGCCUCAAGGCUCUCAUUUGCAUUAUCCCGUGGACAUUUGUAUCUCAUAAUGAACUUGUACCGCAUGCACCGAAGAAAAGCAAUGGAAAACAAGGUUUCUAUAAUACAUAAAAUGAAAGGCUAGAAAAAAAGAUUAUGGGGCACGUUCACGUCAAGGUCAGGCGCAUAAAAGUUAUCCGUGAUAUGUUUGCAUUAAAGAUUGUUUUUACCUACAGUAGUGACAGCCAAUUACAAUACGAUCUGCCUCAGUAACUACAACCACGUGAUAUGACUGACUAAGUCAAUCUAAAUGCAAAUGUCCAUUGAUCUGAGUGAAGAUGCAGGCGGAAAGAGAUUUAUUUUAACCCGAACUUUCAAAGUUUCGACCAGCUGAGGAGCAGAGAUUUGGGUAAGGCGAGAGAAUACUUUUAUGUAAAACUUUAAGAAAAUGCUUAAUUAUGGUGGUCCAUAAGUACAUAAAAAACUGGUAGUUUCAAUGAAAUUUUGUAUGUAUAAUUCAUCGCUGGCGAAUGGAAAACACAAGUGAGGGGUUAAGCUAACUCGAUACGUUGUCUCUAGCAUUGUAUCUAAUACUUCAAACAUCUUUCUUCGAAGGUCGACCUCGAGGUUCGCACAUUUUUCUUCGAUUCUCAUGAAGCAAAGUUAGUGCUAUUUCUCUUGCAUUAUCCGGGAAAAAUUCCAUCUUAUAAUGAAUUUGUACGACACUUCUUGAACUAUUAAUUUUAAAAUUAUUUUCACGAGUGUGUCCGCUUUCGGACUUUACGGUUGAUAUUCGACAUUUUCUGUAGACCCAUUAAACAAGUUUCGUUUUACAAAUCACUACGCGAAAGAUACGCUAAUUGGUUCAUCAUUCGAUGGGUCAUUCUGAGGUAAAAUGAUUAAGUUGUAAUUAGGAAACUAAUAAGCUGAACUGAGUAUAAAGUAGCUUUAGCGUCCUUUCAGUAAUUUGCCGAGCUGAAAAUUCGCAUUCUCCCUGGCACUUAGGGAGACAAAUAUUCUGACCGAGUUCUCAGAAGUAGGCUUAAUAUAUAAUUUGUAAUAAACUAUAAAACUCAAGCUCCCAAGAUAAUCCGCGCGAUAGCUUUACUCCCUCCCCCCCGGGCUUUACUGUAGUAUGAAAACAAACUUAAGUGAAGCUUCGUACAACAUGUGCUGAUCUCCGACACACGCUUUGCCUCAGAUGAUAUCUUUUUACUCGAAAAGGUUUUUUUGCAUCGGUUUUUAUGAAUUCAGUGAAAUUUUUAACGAAAGUAUCUAGUAUCUGCAGCAGGCAGAUAUUUAAGAAUAUCGCUAACAUAUCGAAGUAAAAAGGAAGAUGCAUGGUGUGACUUACAUGACCACGAACAGUUUCAAUGAUACGUCACUGAGUUGUGAACUGAAGAGCCAAUACGCUAAAAGAUGAACUAACACGUGACUGAACUGUACACGGUUCGUGACAUCUUUAAUUUGCUUCGGGAGUAAAACGCUAUCAGCCUGAUGUACUAAGGAAAAGAGAUCUAGAGCACGUUUGCCUUCUAAUAGUUUUGAAACUUUAUGGGUUGAUGGUGGUGAUUUAUUCAAGGGGACUUGUUGUGAGUACAGGAAGUGGCAAGUGACUUUGGAUUAAAAAAGUUGAGUAUUGCGUUGUGUCUGUGACUGGCUUUGCGUAUCACGCGAUAUGUCAGAUUUCAAUAUUGGAUAAUGACUGCUAUGCAAAGCUUUACUUAUCAUGGAUUCAAUAUUCGAGAUUUUUAGAUUUUAUUGAAUAGCAUGAGCCAUUCAGAGAAGUGGUGACAGACAAAUCAAGCCAUAGAAAAUCUUUGGUUUUUACUUCCGCCUAAGGGCGAAAGGUAAUUUCUCUUUUUCUUAGAAAUGUAAGGAAGGUUUACAGCUUUUGAAUACAUGCUUAACAAUUAGGUGCUAACCCUGUGAAGCUCUGAAUGGGUGUCCUUUUUCGCUUCACACUUCUUGAUCACUAAGUGAAGGCUAAAUUGCUAUUUAUUUCUCUGUAACAAACUAGAAGAAGCAGCAGUUAAGCGUUCGACUAUUCCACAUACGUAGAUCAUAGUUGUGUAUAGCAUCCACCGCUGGUUUUAUUGCAGUUCAAGACUCAGAAAAGGGAACUCUUAACAUUCGAGCUUACAACUCUCGUCCAACGGUGACUCCUUGUUUUAUAGAAUAGCAACUUCGUAAAGAGACUCGACUGCUUUCAAUCUUGGACAUAUCUCAGAGACUUGUGCCUAUAUAUAGCAAAAGAAAAUCAAUGUGCAUUUUAUUCAAGCGAAGAAAUUCUGGACUGAGUACCUUAUUUCAGGCAUGAGAUGCGGGACUGAAUAAAUUAUGAAGGGGACACGGGAUAUGGUGAUCUUACUAUGCGGGAAUUGGGAACUAUCUUUUUAGAGAACCGAGAUCCGAUCAGAAAAAUAUGCCGCAACUCAGAGCCAAUAUCUCUAGUAUUUGGCUGUAGAGUCGACCUGCUGCAUCAGCUUACUCUUUCCCCGGAGCGAGAGAGGGGAAAUGUAGAACAGGACCCUGGGAACGAGGUUGCUGCUGCAUGAGCUUUAGUUGGCGAAUACACCCUCUUUUCAUCCCACAGUUCGCAAACGGUCAUAUCAUUAUUAAUCUAUCCUUCUUCUUUCUUCUGUUUUAUAAUACAUUUUCAAUUCUCUGUAUUUAAAGAUAAUUUAUGUUGGCACGUACGCAUUCAAAUGGUAUAUUGAACGAGCUUUUUAGCUCACUAGACGUUACGUGGAUCAUUAAUACACGAUAGAUUGAUUGAAUGAUUGUUAGUUGUCAAUAAUCAAUUUACUUUUGAUAUAAUCUUUAUUUUUGACAAACAGAUUGAUCCCGCGAUGUCAGGAGAACCUCCUGAGCACAAUCGGGACCAACAGACCAGUAGUGCUUCGAAUUCAGUUAGGCGCUAUGUGCCGAUUGCCCCAACAGGUGAUGUAGUAUGCUAGCAUUUCUUUCUAUUCUGAGAUCUAUUAAUUGGUCAUCCUUGUUUGGAACAAUUAAUACGAACUGCCGACUUUCCAUGACCAACGUACACUGCAAAAUCCUCAGCGAAUCUUCAAACACGGGUUUUUGCCGAGGGCUUUGAAGGACAGACAAUAAACCAGAUAAAUCCCUUUGGGGAGCGUAGGUGACAUUGCUGGGAACGGAUAAAGAAAGCUGAAGGACAAAUAAGCACUAAAAAAAUGAAACAAAAUAAGUACCUUCUCCAUUAAUGAGUAUCACAUAACAGUUCUUCCACUUUGCGUGACAUUUACUUUUGGCUACCCUUCGAGAAAGCAAUAAAGCAAAGUAGAAAUCCACCCUCAUUCUCCAAAAAAAUACAUGAACGAAACAAUCAGACUACUGAGGAACAAACUUAGAAGAAUAAAAACAUGGGAAUAAAUUCAGUUGUAAAUUGACGCUGGGUACAACUUAUCCCACUGUAUCUGAUUUGACCCUUUAAGUCCCAAUAAUAAUAAUAAUAAUAAUAAUAAUAAUAAUAAUAAUAAUAAUAAUCAACUUUAUUCAACGAGGGUAACACAUGACAGUACUUCAACUGAAUAACUAAUGGCCCUCGAGAACUAACAUCAUUUUUUUUCAAACAGUGUCAAAAUAUAUUCAGAAUUAGUUUGUUGUUAGCAAAUUCUCAAUACUUUUUAACGAAAUGUAUGGAUCGAUCAGUCAGGAGAAUUUUCAUGUAGAUACUGGGCUUAAUGUUUUUAUUUUUGUCCUCAGACCAUCAUCCACGUGUGGAUCCUCAGCUAGUCUUCAUUCCCAUUGCAGUGUCAUCAGUUGGUGGCCCCCAGGUAGAUGUAACGAUAAGAUAAAAGUAUAUUCAUUCAAAUAUUUCUCCCUUUCUGCAUGAUUGGCUCAAAUGAAGCCCCCGGCUAAUUCUUCAUGGUAGGUUCUUCAUAUAACCAGCAAGCGCUGACCAAAUGUGGAAGAUGCGCGCAAUAUAACAUUGAUUUGAUCGUACAGUAGACUCUCGAUAACUUGAACCUUCAAGGGAAAUCCAUAACAGUUCGAGUUAUCGGGAGGUCCAAGCAAAUAACCAGGAUUAAGGAAAUGGGUUGGGGGUGGAAUGCAAGUAUCAUGCGCACUUCACUUCAAGGGCAGCAAGAGAUAUAUUGAUAUUUUGACAAAGAAAUUAAGCAACAAAGCUUGAUUAAUCAAUACAGUGCUAAACAUUGUGAUUUGAAUUGGACAAUACACGGUUGUUUUGAGAGAAAUUCAAUGUUUUGGACUCCAGUUCGCUGCCUUUUUUCGACUUGUCACGCUCUUAAAACAUGGUUCGAGUUAUCGAGAGUAAAAUUAUGUAGAAAUGGUCCUGAGGGAAACAAAAAUUACUUCGAUCGAGUUAGCGGGAGGUUCGAGUUAUCGAGGGUUCGAAUUACCAAGGGUAAAUGUAUGAAGGAAUUCAGGGGAAAUCGAUUUUGUUUCGAGUUGGCGAGGGUUCGAGUUAUCGGAAGUCGACUGUAAAACGAGGUUGAUCGAUGGUAUAUUUGAUUACAAAUGAGUCUACAUUGGCAAUAGUCCAUCGACCAUCCUCGUUUCCAGGCGCGGUUGAAUGGAUGUUUAUUCACGAGCGAAACUAAAAAGAAUGGCGCUCACGGCUUUCCGAAGAAGAAAUGGCUGAAUUUUUUUACUAAAACUGCACAAAAUAAAUGCAAAAAUACGCAAAACAUAUCGUUCGGUGGAUGUUAUCUACUUUUUGAAAAGUAACUGCAAGAAAAAAACAUCUGUUUACCUCCUGAAACCGUGCCGAGAAAUAGGCCACAAGCCUACAAGGAGUUAAGCUUGUUAAGAACGUAGAAAUAUUUUGAAUGAAUAAUAAAACAAUUAUUGAAUUCGGUUUUCGUAUGAUGUUAUGAAUGAGGUAGAUCUCAGAGGCUGUCAUCCACCCAGCCUUCAGCCUCGGUGGAUUACAUCCUCCUCGAUCUCCAUGCAGUUUCAGGAUAAUUCGAGCAGUUGUUCAGUUCCUGAUACUGUAGUUGUCAUCCAUCGAUGGCUAUUUUUGUCAAUUUUUAUAAUGUUUUUGAGAGUGUAAUUUCUCUCCACACUUUUCUGGAAACUGAGAGAAUACAAGGGUGCGUGUUAAGGCUUGUGCUCCAUAUUGUUGGGGAUAGUCGUCCUGGUUGCUUGCAAAAGGAACACGGGAUCUUUUAGAAUGUUUAAGGUCCACUUCUUUGAUGUUCGCUGCAGAAGUGGCUGUAGGCAUUUUUGUGUUUGUUGACCAUUGAAAUGAUUACAGUGGAUUCUCGGUGGGUCGAUACAACGAAGAACGAUAUUGUAAGAGAGGAAGGGGUGGGGGGGCCGGUGGGCGCUGGACUGGUGUUGUAAAGGACGUUCCAAACCCUGAUCGGCCAAGGGACAGGCGUAAUAUGUUCGCCAUAACGAGGUUCUUUUCCAUUAUAUUGGGGAUGUUUAGCAUCGACGAAGGCGACAGCAGCCGGAAAACGUCAAUGAAUUUGCGUUUUUUCAAACUUUUUUGCAUUUAUUGUAUUUCUCUCAAAAUGUCAAAUGUAGGUGAAUUUUGCUGGAGUUGAUUUCUUGGAGACCGCAGUCAAGUUUAGAAAGAGAGAGAAAAAUCGUCGUCGCUUGUUUGCGUCCUUCAUAAUACGUGAUAUUAGGCAUUUUCACGUCGUAGUCGUGCAGUGACGGCAGAGAAAUAAACAAAAAAGUAUGAUGCACGUGCAAAUUUGUUGUUUUUCUCAAUAAACCUAUUGCUUUUUGGCAGUUCUCGUUGCCGUCGCUGUCGUCCUAAAAGCUCCCUAUUUUACUAUUACCGGGGUAGAGAAUAUCGUUCGUAAUACCUAGGACUUCGCCACCAUGUAGAGGUUCGCAGUAUCGAGGUUCCGCUGUAAAGCACUGGGCCAUGCAGAUCGAACAUAUUUUUUGAGGACGAGUGUGAAACACGACAACAGUCCUUCCAAUACAAGUAAAACCCCCUAAGAAAAACUAUUUUGUAAGUACUGCCCAAGAUCAGCCUUGGCUACCAAACAUGCCUGCAAAAAAAUAUAAUUUCAAAAUUGCUUAACAUAGGUGCCUGAUUGCUUCAACAGACGAUACAAAUAAAAAGUUCACAAUAAUCGCUCUGUGUUCCUAUGCAUCACACACAGAUCUUCACAUAUUAUGAAGUUUUUUAAAAGUCGAUUCACUGGAUUAGAAACUAAUUUAGUUAUCCUUAGAUCCGUAGUGGUAGGUUGUCCCUAUAACUACAUUAAAAAUUGAAUGUUCUCCUAGUUCGCAUUAAAUUAAAAUACCACUUUGUGAAACAGGUUACAUCCAAUUCCAUGGAACAGUCGAAAGCUGGAGCAAAUGGGGUAGCUCCACAUAAAAAGAAGAAAGAACGUGGAAGUCCAACAGGAAAGAAUGUUGUGGUGUUGAAGCCCUGUGAUGUUGUAGAAAGGGAUGGCACAGUGUUCAUGCCGAACACAAUAGAAAUGGCUAAACUCAAAAAGGCAGAAAAGGGACAGUUUAAAACAAAUGUUCAGAUUUCUUCAAGGAUGACGGACAAGGACAUAAAAAGGAUAAUAGUGGAGACAUUUCCCUUUCUCGAAUGUCAAAGGUAACGAUACUGUUCACACGAAACGGUCAUUAUUAAAAAAAAAAUUAAGUGAGCUAUAAAUUUGUACAUAAAUGAUUGCCGUCUCUUUACCUUAACUCUAUCUUUCUGUCAUGUAAUACUACGGCCAGGUGAGGUUAAAUUGCAAGCUCGUCAUGAUAGCGCAAGCAAUAGAUAAGUGGAUGACUUGAGAUGGCUCGACUGGAUUUUUUAGGGGGAUACCUUCCAAGUUUGAGCAUUAACUAGGUCAGCAUGAGUAAAGAUGUGGGAUAAAUAUACCCUGCAAGUUUCAAAAACAUUGAAAACAGGGAAGGCUUUUAAAUAGGGCCUCAAAUAUAACCAAUUUUCCCCCCAGAUUUUGUUUACAAGUGAGCGUGCUCAUUAUUCACUGGCAUUGUUUUUAAGUUUCAAAAAGGACCCCGGUCACUUUCCGAAAAAAUCUCCGGAAUAUGCUAAUAACCGGGUAAAGAAAUUACUGAUAUAUUAUAACAUCACAGCAACUCUUUGUAAGAGUUUCUGUGAUGUUAUAACCCGAGUAAGAUAAUUAAGUUUUGCAUCCUACACGAUGAACGGUGACGUUCACCGUUUUGGCUCUCACCGCUAUCCGUGGCACGAGCCAUUUAUUAGCAUAUUCUGGAUAUAUCUUCGGAAAGUAAUCGCGAGUUCUUUUUUAUGCAAUUUUUUUUUGCUCGUUGUGCACAUUCAUUUGAAACUUGAAAACAAUGCCAGUGAAUAAUGAGGACGCUCACUUGCAAACAAAAAAUCUGGGGGAAAAAUUGGUUAUAUUUGAGGCCCUAUUUAAAAGCCUUCCCUGUUUUCAAUGUUCUUGAAACUUGUAGGGUAUAUUUAUCGAUGAUUGAACUCGAGAUGGUCAAGUGUAUCAAAAAAAAAUUCUCGAGCGGUUUUUUGAAUAAUGCGAAAUUUGUAGGCAUGAACCAAAUUACGUGCAAAAACUGCAACAAGCAGCUGAAUGCAGGUUUAUAAAAUUCUUCAAACUCGUGAUCGCCCAGAGCAAUUUCCCUAGUACAGAGAAACACAAAGAUAUAAAAUAAAACGGUAUGGCGUCGUUACGUUGCCAUGGCGACUGCGAUUGCAAUAAAACCGGGAUAAUAAGAAAAUUUCAUCUUUAUAUAAUACAGUUGUGGUAACCUUUUCCCAUAUCUUUAUUCAUGCCGACGUAGUCAAUGCUCAAACCUUUUUUUCUCCUAAAAAAUCCAGUCGACUCACUUUAAAAAACCUUAAAAUAAAGAGAGGGCAAUUAUGACAUUCCUCACUGUUACAGUGGAAUGAAUUUCACCGGAAACACUAAAACUUUGAUCUUUAAAGAGAUGUUCUCGUGUGUUUUGUUUUUGUUUUUGUUUUUUUUUUAAGGGGUGGAUUAAUGUUGGGGGGCCCUGCUGGUGUUGUUGUACUUUAUUAUAUGUCUACAAUAGUACGCGUGCUCUGAUUGGUCGCUAAGUGGGCAUUGUUUGCUUGUAAUGACUGGGCAUUAUUGGCUAGGUGUCCAAGGCAUAUACAGUCCGUGUCUAACUUGAUAGUAGACAUCUAUGUUGUUGCUAAUUGACAGCUGUCAAAAAGGGUAUUGGUAUUGGGCAAAUAAAAAAAUAUGACCUAAGGGAGGCUUUUGAGCCCGCAAGACUGAGCAACCCCCACAAACACUUUGUUUUUACUAAAACCGCUGGACACAAAACCUCCGUGGAUCGAUGUUACUUUGCCCCAACCAGCUCAUUGAGGUGAGGAUUCUUUUCAGUUGUCUGCUCACCAGUUGUUGGUUUUAACUGAUCGCAGGCUCUAUUACUUCCAUUGUUUUAUAUUGGCGCUGAAAAGGCCAUAUAAUAUAUAACUUAUUAACCUCAUCCGUUCGGUCAUUAUAGGGAAAUCUCAGACAAGGCCAAGAUCUGAGAUUUCCCUGUAAUGACCUCAUUCUCAUAUAAUGAUAUAAUGAUCUUGUAGUCAGGGUAUUCUUUGCUCCAGCUUCCCAAGCGAAGAACAGUCAAUGUCGCUUUGAUUUCAGUUUCGGUGAUCGCAAAAAGGCGGUGGCUUCACUAAGCACGACAUUAUUAUAUAUUGAAUAUAAUAAAUAUUUCACAAACAGUAAAUACCAGCCUUUUAAUCUGUUUCCUUUUAUCUUUAAAUUUAACUAUUUAAUUCCUUUUUUACUUUAGAUUCUACUGUGCAGCAGCAGUUGACGAGCGAACAAGGUUGGACUUCCAUGGAGAGCGUCGCAUUUGGGAUGGACGUCUUAUAAAGCAGAAAAUAAAGGGAAACUCAGUGCUCUAUAUUUUUGCUGAAGAGGUAAGGUCUCUAUCUCUUGAAAAACAACUUACACAUCCCCUUGUAAUAGGUGGAUUUCCACUACGCUUCAGGGUUUCUGCGACACUCGCAUUUCUAGUUAAACAGAUAUGAUCUCACAUGACGCUUAGGCGCAUUUUGUGCGUAACAAGAGCCAGGUGCGAUUUCAGAUUUCGGGGCAGAAAUAAUCUUAAAUUGAACUAUACUUCACAGUUUCAAAAGCACCUUGAAAUGAUCCAGCAUUUUUUGCUCUUUUUCGCCAUCAUAUGGGGCAGAUUUUUUUUAUCUGUUCAGUUUAUCAACCUGUUGUCACUUAGGCAAUUGUUGGUAAUUUAUCAUUUCAUGAAAAAUAAUUUCUAUUCACAAACAGAAUCCCACAGUAGCAGGACAGUUAUCUGAGCAUUUUCCAGAACAGAUCGACGGAACUGAUAACCAAUCCCAAAUGACAGUUUCAAGUCAAUCAGUCAUUCCAUCCGUCAAUCAUAAAUCUUGUUCAAAUACGGGGUCACUACCAGGGUCAAUGAGGAAAGGUGUGGCAACAGCAACAGCAACAGCACCACUUGUGCAUGAUGUGACGGCAUCGUCACUACCAACAGGUAAUGUGCCAGUUGUUUAGAAUUUAGAGUACUUUGGUAUUACCUAGAAAUCCACGGUUGAUUUUUAAAUUCUUAUUUUCGAAUCAUUCUCAGUCAAAAAUGUGGAACCCAAGAAAGGAUUUUGAUGGGACUUUAGCACCCUUUAGUCCUAGGGACAAGCCAGUUCCGCUGCUAAAUUAAACCGUAAAGAUACCCAAUUCUUCGUCCUUUAUUGAAGAAGCUCGAUAUUAAAAUACUAAACAUUUUAGGGUUAUCCCUACUAUUAAUAAUGGAAUCGUCUUUCUUCAAGACUUAGUUUUGGGCAAUUCUGAAACAAUUACUACUUCCUUAUUGAAAUGAAAAAUAACUAACAACAAUUUUAGGGAAUUUAGCUGGGAAAGUAGUAGAUUGAAACAUCUUUCAAUGCAAUCAACAUUCUUAGAAAGAACAAGCAAUGGCGUAGUAAAUGUCUGUAAAUUUUCCACACGUUUUGUCAAUGUUCCGCCAGAAAUCAUCUCAAUUUACAACAGCUAAUUUGUAUAGAUUGCCAGUCAGACCUGCAACAUUGCUGCUACGUUUAGUGGAUUUGAUCUUUAAUCACAUCGUCAAGAAUCAAAGUAUUACCUACUUCCCAUACACCCAUACUCCUUAGAAGUACUUAUAGAUACAUUGGCCCAAAGGUGUCACUGCAAUUGUCAGUUUACUCACUCUAAUUGCAAAUUUCUUUCGCCAAUCAGUUUGACUUACUCAUGGGAAUAUAAAUCUCGCUCAUAGCGAUUCCAACUUCGCUCGCGGCUAUUUCAGUUUCGGUCACACCUGACCAUUGAUCUCUUGUUUGCGUCACCUUCAUACGUUACAAGCGCAAGAUCCACUGAGAUUUAUUAAUAAUUCCGCUGACAUGGGGCCCGAUUAUCGUGAGAAAUCUUGGAGCGCCUACCAUUUGUAUGAAAAACCCGGAAAUUCCUGGGAGAAUUUAAAUCGAACGGUUCAUCCUGGUGGAAAUUUUCCGCAAAAAAAGUAAUAUCUUUCGAGGUAUUACCUUUUUCCCGUUUUUACCGAAACGAAAUUUUCUGUUCCAUUUGUUUGGGUUACUAGUGCCAGGCUUCAUGUCCAGAGAAAACGGAAACUUUACCGGUAUUUUGUAAAUGGUACAACUCAAUCCCGUUCCUGUUUUCGGUGCCAAAAAAAAUACCAGUACCAUUUGACGGAAAUUUUCCACCAAAAUUUCCAUGCAAAUGGUAAGCGCUCUUGAACUUCAUGAUUGCCGUGUGCAAAUUCAGAUUCCCAUGAGGAAAUUGAAAUCGACGUGACAUUGUUGCUGGGCCACCGUAAGUACAGUGGAGAAGGAGGAGGUAGCGUGGCCGAGUGGUCAGCGCUUCGGACGCAAUGUCCAGCGGUCCCAGAUUCGAGUCCCGCUCUCCAUGUGGCCACUUGUCCCGAGAUCAAUUCCAGGGCCACAAAUGGAAAUAACCAACUGGCUGCCUCCGGUUGGCCAUCUUAAUUUUUAAUCCUGUUAUGUUAUAUUUGGCUUAUUUGUUUCUGGUAAUUUGAGUGGAGUGCUUGUAACUAGCUGUAUAAGCUAUUUGACCUUGCCGCUAUACACUGAACGGAAAAAGGUAAAUUCACCUGCAAGGUAGUCCAAAUGCUUUAUUUAUAUUGCCUCUUCCAAUUAAUAAAAAAUAUUUACAAAAAAUGGAAGUAUCUUACUGCUAAAUCUGACUAACUCGUUGAGCUUACAUGCCUAUCUUCACUCUCAUUUGCAGAAACUCGGACAGCACGGGAUACCACUCCAGUGUCAUCGGCGCAUCAUCCUCAGGUAAAGCUGAUGAAACUUUGAAAUGAAUUAUUAAUUAGAAGAAACCAGAUAGAGACUAGAAGUAGGAUAGAAAUGUAUGCGUGGGUCAGGAUUAUUAUACGUUUCUUGGAAACUGCCCACCUGCCCCUCCCUUAAGCCAGCAUUAACGCUUUCCUCUCACUUAGGGCAAAAUGUUGGCUUAGGGGAUGGGUAGGUGGGCAGUUUCCCAGAAAUGUAUAAUGAUCCGUUCAUGUUAAGGUGCAUCAGGAGUGGGUGCAUAUGCUUUUUCCAUUAAGUGCGAAAUAGCCUCUCUCUCCACCGCAAGAACAAGAAGCGGUCGCUAUUUUUUAUUAUUUUUAUUUUUAGCGGAGCUCUCGCGCGCGAAGCGCUCCAGCGGAGCACCAUGGGUAACAAAAUGAAGUAAUCUACCCAUCCCAGAAAAUUUGGUAAUCACGUGACCGUACACCGACCGACCGCCCACCCGAGCUACCGUCCGUCCGCACCACAGGCAUACCAAUGUAAAAUAACUCAAUCAACAGGUAUGGCAACCCAAAUGCAACUCGAGGUUAUUUUGGCGGGAAAUCGCAUGGCCAUCGGCGUCUUGUAAAGCAGAGACAACAAAAGCGGAAAUUGUUUUUGUAUCCGUGCUGUCUAAAGUAUUUAGCUUAGAUUAAUUGUUAUGUCCACAAAUUUGAAAUAUAGAGCAGGAGAAAGACAGAGAAAAAGAGAAAGUAGGCGGCAGGCCAGCGAAGCUCAACGAGAAAAAGGGUCGAGACAGAGGUCUAGAGCGAGAGAUAAAAAACAGAGGAGACAUUUUUUUGUUGGAAGAACGACGUGAAAAUUUUGUGGCGGCGGUGACAAAAUGGGAAAUGCUAGCAGCCACCAAUGCAAGGUGAAAAUGAGCGGCAGUGAAAAAAAAAGUGAACGAGAACACGUACGACAUUUCCUCCAUAAAACGUGUAACUAAGAGGUUUCUGGAAGUUUCACGUUGAAGUCGUGCAAAGCAACGGCAAAGAAAUGUACAAAAAAAGUGUGCUGCACGUGCAAAGUUGUUUUUUUUGUUAAUUAGACCUAUUGUUGUUUUCACCGUUCUCCGGCGUUACCUUCGCCGCUUAGCAUUACACGAUUUUAUAUUUUGUUUGAACAAACUAUAAAUAUUAUCGAGAGCUUCGCUUUUAGCCCUGGCUACAUCUAUAUAUUAUUGGAAUACCCAGCAGGAGCAUCUGCGGAGAAGAGCGCAAAAUAGCCAUUAUCGAACGCCAUAUGAUUUUAUCUGCCACUUAUUUCCUCGGUUAACUUCGAGUAAUGUAGAUUUCGCCACGAAAACCAAAAUAAGUCAGCUGAAUGGUUUUAGAACUCUUGACCUAUUAUCAUGUUGAAGAAUAAGCUGGUUCUUAAGGGACUGAACUAUAAUAUUACUGUUCAAACCGACGAAACUGGUUUUGAAAUAAUUAAAAAAACAAAAUAAAAUGAAAUUUGGAAUAUUUUAGGAAACACUUUGGCUUCUUUUAGGAAGGACGGAAUAGUAGUAAUAUCCAGUUAUUCUAUAUCCUUGUCCCAGAGGUUUUUCUUGAUUUUUCUUCGCGAAAGAGAUCAAGAGCAAGCGGCGAAGCGGCGACAACGAGUUGCGAAAGCGACGAGGAGAGAGAGAAAAACCUCUGGUUACCUUGGCCUCGAAUCUCACUUUCAUGCAGACGACAGGGUCAGGAUCUUACCCUCGGGCGUUGAUUGGUUGAUAUUUUUUCAAACACGCAAACUAAUUUGAUUGGCUCGUUCAAUUGUAACGACCAAGGGGACGCUGAGGGUAAUCACACCUUAUUUCUGAAGGUAAAUUUCGCCUCUCUUUACCAGGGAAGAAAAUUGUUUGUAUACUGCCGUCACAAUAACAUUUGCACGGGACCAAGGCACGUUAAGGCAUGCCAUAUUUCGCGAUUUUGACAAGGAUGUUGUUCCUGAAAGAACAUUCGAACAAAUUUUGACCUCGGUACUUGAUGAGCGCUUUCCUGAGUCUCACUGAGCAACAAAAGAAAGCUUUGUUCGCCGCCUUGUGUCGAACGAAUGUGUUCACCAUUUUACCAACCGGACAUGGGAAGUAUAUAAUAUUUCAGUCGUUACCUGAUGUUUACAAGUAUCUGUCCUUGAGAGGCUUCUCAUACCCCCGCCAUGCAAUAAUUUUGGUUGUCUGUCCUCUCAAGUCUCUUGUGGACUCGCAUAUCCGCAAACUGCGAAACCGUGGACUCUCACAGGUAGCAACUAGUUUGAGCAGUCCAGACGUUGACGACCAGAUGUAUUUACCAUUUUCUGUUACAAUACUGCCAUUCCAUUAAAUAAACUAACUUGUUUAGCGCAGCAAAAUAUAAAUCUCCGAAUACGGAAUGAAAGUUUCCUUGUAGGAAAAAAAUCCUACAACUUUGUGCAAGUAUGUAAUCAUUUUCGGUGCAGCUUGCAUUUUCCUGCGACGCUCAAUAUUUAUCUUUAAAGAUCUAACCAACGUUAUUUUUGGCAUUGGGUCAACAAAAACCUCUGAAAGUACAUUCCGAACCUUAAGGGUUUUUUGUGCUGCAUAACUCUUCCUAGCGACGUUGGUCCACAAAAAAAAGGAAAUGGAGCCGCCAAACCAAAAUGCGAGCCAGAUUGUCAGAAUACAUAUUAAAAUUAUUAUUUUGGGGGGAAUGCCUGCGAAUCGACGCGAACGGCGUGCCCAGAAGUAAACAAUAUAAUAAGCGCGAUUUUUACCCCAACCAUUUUAAAAACGAAUCUCUGCAGCCAAGAAAAUGCUGGGCUGGUCUUUAUAAACAAACAAUAGGUAAAUUAAGCUUAGCAACACAAUUUUUAUGAUGAAAUUGUUACUAGCUAUUAAAAUAGAAGCUUGCGUAUUGCCAUCUGCUUCACGUUCACUCUAAGCUUUAUCCUGUCACAGCUGCUUUUCUGGUUUCCUGGUUACCAUCAAAAAGUAAAUCACAAGAACUAAAGGGCCACGGCUCAAAAUUCUCCUUUUGAGUUGCUUGCCGUGGAAUUAGCGUUCAUCUGACAAUCUUACGCGGAUCCGGCAACGCGGAUAUUUUUUUUCUUGCCGGUCGAGCGACGGAGAAUCCUUCGCGCAGCGCUUCUGUCGUUUUAGUUGGUACUCUGCCAACCAAUUUCUUAUGGCGUCGUUAUAUUUUCUCUAAAUUUGUCCAAUUCCUUGCCUUGCUCUAAGAAUCUUGCAAACUUUGCAACUUCCCGCUGGCACUUCUGACAGAUUAUCUGGGAUAAUCCCGUUAAGUCAUGUACAUCAGCCGACAGAACAGAUGACAAUGUUUGUGAAAAAUCCUUUUUAUCACACCCAAAAACGUUGAUUUUAGAUCGGCCACUUAUUUUUAAAUAAAUUCUGCAAAUCCUGCAGCAGUCGUUUGGAACAAUGUUGGUUUUUUUGAGUGGUGUUCUUAUUCCUGGACUCUUGUUGCCCAUUGUUAACACAUGCUUUAGCUUGACCCCGAUUAACAAAUCACUCUUUACCACCCAAGUGGAGAUGGUUUGUUCAUAACAUAAUUUCCCCAGGUCUACCCCCGCUUAAAAAAAUAGCGGCUAAUAAGCACUUGUUUGCUAAAUUGCCAUUGUUCACUCUUUUUAUUAGCAAUUUGACGCGUUUGACAGCUUUCGUCUGCAUGAAAGUGAGAUUCGAGGCCAAGGUAACCAGAGGGGUUUUUCCCUUUCUCCUCGUCGCUUUCGCGACUCGUUGUCGCCGCUUGGUGGCUUGCUCUCUCUUUCGCGAAGAAAAAUCAAGAAAAACCUCUGGGACCAGGGUUAUUAUUCUAGUGCAACCUGACAAAAAAGAAAAGGCCAGGUAGGUCAGAUAGACGGUAAUCUUGUUGUUGUCUCUGUUUUUGUGGAAUGCAAAAUAGCAGGCGAGAAAACUGUCGGGGUAACGGGUAGGCGCAGAAACUGAAUGAGAGGAGCCUUCUUCCCCCAACCCAUCCCUCGAGCUAAAACCUAUGCUUGCAUUGUACCGCACAUCGUACAUAAAUCGUUAAAAUGAUUAAUUUUCAUCUUUAUAAUGAUGUUUCACGGGGAAUUAUUUAUAUGUUUUGACCAACAGAACCCCAAGUGGUCAGGAGAAGGGCCAACACUGAAGUGCACGUAUGAACAGACCAAUAAGCGAUUUGAUCAACAGCUGUCAAAGAAAACGAGAACAACCACAAGCGUUUUAAAGCACAAAAAUAAUUUAAAAAGUCCAGCUACAAGAAAAAAUCCAUACGCAAGACCUCCUCCAUCUGCUUCUAUUAGUAACAAAGAUAAUAGCAUCCAUCAAAUAAAACGACAGCUGCCGAUACUUCCAGGUAACUAGUACAGUUUCGAAUUCGCCGCGGCCGCUGAAUAGAGGCACUGAAGACUCGUUUAUACAGGGUUAGCCUCAACUUAAGGUAAAUAUAUUCACAAAUUCCAGUCAGAAGAAGACCUGUCUACAAUUGUGUCAAUUGUUUUAAUAGAUUCAGGUACCUUCUCACUGGUAUUUGUGAAUAUUUUACUUUAAGUCGAGGCUAACUCUGUACAAAUAAGUCUUCGACGCAUUUAUUGAGCGGCCACGACGAGUUCGAAACUGGACUAUACUAUUCGAGUGGAUAACGAAGCACGACAAUAUCACUGGCCAACACUAUCAAGUGUCUCGACCCUUGUUUUCAGGCUUGUCAGUUGCAAUGUUUCUCUUUAAUAUUGAUUCAGAUUGUUGCGAAUCUUGAAGAAGUGCAAUCAACCCUCAGUUAACAAUCUAGCUUUUUGCUUAAACCAAUCAGAGACAAUCUUGUUCCAGGGUUCCCCAGAGUUCUUCAUCCUUGGCCUUCAUGCGCAGAAGCGCUCUGGGGGUCGAGAUUGCUUUCAUUGUAAAAAAAAUGAAAGUGAAAUGGUUUGGGAUUUCAUUGGUGAUUAUAUAAUAAAUAAAACACUGCAUGGCCGCUUGGAGAUAUAAAAUUUAUUUUCUCGCGUUCAAAAAUAAUUCACUUGUAAAUUUUUAACGCUCGAAGAAAAAUUUCUUAUGUUAACGCGGCCAUAUAAUAUCCCCUAUUUAUCAACUGUUUUUGAAAAAGUAAUCAUACAUGCUUACAAGUACAAUUUAUUUCCGAUUCUUAGAUUAUACAACAUUGUUUCCCAAGAAUAACAUUUCCACUACAACUGAUCAAAAAAGCUUAGGACAACCUUCUUGUCUCAAUGCUGAUGCCACAACUUCAUUGUUAUCGGUUCAAAUGAACAAUCUGGGGAUCACCAAUGCACCUUCUUUGCAACCUCAGGCGUCGCACUCAGAAAAAGUCACUGAGCUGCAAAGGGUAGAUGACGGGGAAAACUCGCACGGAGACAGCCAUGAUCGUCCAGCGCCAACUUCGCCACAAAGUAAUUUUUUGUUCGGAUCCAUUGACCGUCCAAAGCAAACUACUGACGUGAGCAGAAAGGGCACAGAGGAAAUUGUAUACACAAAUCUUACCGAUCUUACUGACAAAAAGCUUGAACCGGGACAUGUAGGAGCAUCAGCGUCUAACCAUGAGGUAAAAGACGAAUACUAUAAAUGGUGCAUAAAAGAUAAAAGCCAUAUUGUGUUGUUUACGAGUCAGACAUGCACUUCUAUAUUAGUCAUAAACGUAAGCUAAAGCGUGUGUAUUUUAACUUGUUUAUAGGCCAGAGGCCAUCCAUGGACGCUCAGUCAAAUCUUGAAAACAUGCAUCAUAAGUGACAGUAAAUAAUAACGCCCGAAAUCAUAAAAAAAUCAAACCAGAUAGAAAAAAACAAUAAAUAAUCAACCUCACUUGAGGAAAAGGCCCUCAAAGGCAGUAAGUUAGGUCAGUAAAGCUGGAAUGAGCUUUGAAAAACGCUGUUAUCUAAUAUGAAUCCGCCCGUUUAUGCCACGCUUUCCUCAGUCUUCUCAACCACAAAUAAACAAAAAAACUAUCAAACCAACCUUGACCGAUGAAAGAAUCUUGAUACCGGCUGUAUUUCACGUUGUGGAAGCAUUGAAAGAACACAAAAAGUCUAAAAUUUUUAAGUACACGACGGUAAACAAACUUUUCAAACUCAUUAAUAAUUCAUAAAGAAAAUACAAAGGAAAUAAAUGUUUAAUGAGUGCUUGCAAAUCAGAUGAAAAACUGUUCAUUUUUGCAUUCUUAAUUUCCCCUUCUAAAAGUAUUUUGUUUGAGAAGUAAUAGCAAGUAUUCGACACAGUGUUUCAGCACCAGAUGAAACACCUCGAAUUUCGUCAAAAAUACUUCGCUGCGCGUCGUAUUUUUUAACUCCUCCGUUUUGACCAAUCUGAGACAAGAUUGAAACUCCAGGGGCGCGUAUGUCGAAAGUCAAACAGAUAAAAUUCAAGAUCUCAAUUAGAAAAACUUCAUUGGCUGACUCAUUUUGAAAUUCCACCACCUUGAGAAUCUUUCGCUAAGACAAACGCAAGCUGCCCAUCUUGGAUUCCCGGUCACCCUUGCAGAGUCUACUUAUUACCCCCAAAAAAAAAAAAAAAAAAAGAGUGUACGGGCGUACGAUGACGUGACUACCAAAUUGUCUCGGAUCGAUAGAUCAGCGAAUUUUCCUAACUAUGGGGCUCCGUUCGCGCGCACGUGGAGCUCCGCUAUAAGUUGUACACUGUCAAACCACGAGGGAGGUUUUUGGUUAGCACUCACAUAAUCCUCAAUUGUGGCAUUGAUUUUAAUAAACCUAAAAUAAUAUGGACUCUUCAUCGGAUUUGGCGACAAGGUCCAACGACUGCACUUUACGUUUGUUUAAUACAGAUAGACGGGAAAGAAGAAACUAGAAUCAACUAGCUUAUUGUAGUGUUUAAAAUUCAUACUUCAGUCUACAGGGAAGUAAACAGUUAUGUACCGGGAGAAAACCUUAUUCCUCAGAAGCUUCCAUUCAAACCGGCAGCGUCGUUAUUACCUCCUUAGCCCACUUUGUAUGGCAUACUAAGUAGCAAGGUCACCUUGUAUAAGAAAAAAAAAACAUUAACGCAAGAUCGAUACCACUAAUCAAAAAGGUUCGUGUAAAUCCUGGGUAAUGGCUUUGUUUGCUGCCUCAUGUGGUCAACAUUUUGCUUUUUUUUUGACAUUAUUAAUAGUCGUUCUUCUUUCUACUAUUGUUAUAGGUCUUAGACCCAGUGGGUAGAACUCCCAGCUGUAGUUCAGGUAUUUAAGUUUAUUUUUAGCCAGUAGGUAUGCAAAGAACAUGGAGAGCAAGCGUAAUUAAAAGCUUCUGUUCGGGUGAAAACUGACACAUUCUCUUGCAUGGUCUUGAACUUAACAAUUCGUGAUCCAACUCUUUGCUGCGACUAGUGAUUCCUCAUUUUUCUCUUUUUCCUUCAUUUGCCUGUUCUUGGGCAAAUUUAGGAUACAAAGCGGUGCAGAUAUUCUCCAAAUAGCAGAUGUCCUACGUCGUGUUGUUGUUUUCGUACUGUUCUUGCUAUGUUUCCGUCAGUAAGUUCGGCUAUUUCUUCUUCACUUUACGAAGAGCACCAUUUUCUACCGCUCUACCUGACUCGUCCCCAGUCGUCUUCGAGCGUAACACGCACGGCGGGAACAGGGGGUGAUGGGAAGGGAGAAGAGAGGAAGAGAAGAGACUCCCUUGUUUUCCUUCUCCCCAACUCACCCCGCGCGCCUCUAGGGGGAGGUUGUGAGAGACGACUGGGAACGAGUCAGCAGCUGUACCAAAAACAACGCAAUCUUGUCUCUCCAAUAUUGACGACACAAAAAUAUCCGGUAUAGUGUGAAUAUAGCCCAAGUAUGGAAAUAUGACGAGAAAGCCUCCUAUUCAUGAUCAUAUUCAACGUGGGCUAUUAAGAAUGUAUCUUAAAAUUGUUCCUUCGGCGCAAACUUCCCUUUCAGUUGAAUAUCUGGCUUUGUUACAGCAGAAAGUCAGGGCCCCUUGGAGUUUUAGAAUUGAGACAGUUUUCGAAAACUGAAGACCUUUUUAAAAGUAUACGUGCGUGUAAGAACGGCAUGAACUGAGUGAAAAUCUUCGUUACAAUAAACCCAUAGGGUCAGUUAUUUAAACGGUUUUUAACAAAACCUCGUUCUAAGGCCUCUUCAGUUUGCCCAACGCUAUUAACUAAAUCCAAUUUAUCGUGGAAUUUCACUGAAGCAUAAAGCGUAGACUGGAAAAGCCUAAGUUAGACUUCGUUUGAAUAACGAGCCCAUAGAGUUUUCAUCUCAGUUUAUCCUCUACAGAUUUCGAGUCUGAUGCAAGUACUCUCAGCUGGAUAACCUCCUUUCUAGGAGAUACUACCAGUGGAGAACCAAAUAUAGAUGUCUUUGACGAUUUUUCAGAGGUAACUUUAUUCCGUUCUGAGUUGUUUUAACUUUCUAAGCAAAAGACACAACAUCGGAAAGAACAAUUCAAUACUGGCCACGAAAAGGGUUUAAGAAAAUUAGCGUCUUCACUUUUUCUUUAACUCCUGGCAUUUUAAAAAGCAAUGAAAUGGCAUGAAUAAAAAUCUGAAAUCACGUAGGCAAACCCAAUACAAAAAUUACAUUCGAUGCAAACAGCUAUGCUUAAUGACAACAGUCUGCUCGCCAGUAUUGGCAAGUUUUUUCAAUCUAUGGAUAAGUAACGAUACUGAAGUAGUGCUUAAAUUUUAGUCGACAGAUAUUGAUGAUUUUCAACUGGAAAACGGUGGAUCUCGAGGAGGUAAUUGAUAACUCUGCCAAUACUAACUACAUAAUACAUGUCUCUGAAUUUCGACAAAGCAUUGACCUACAUGAAUUUCAAUGAUAAAUUUCUUUCUUUCAGAUGGACGUGUAUUACAGACCACACCAUCGUGUGAUGAAGAUAAUCAAAAACCUGCUACUCAUCCGAUUACUUUACCUCCACCAUGUCAUCCGUCUGCACCACCUUUAAACAUGGAAUUGAAUUUUUUAGAAGAACAUCAACCCCAGGGGAACAACACCGUCCAAAUGCCGGUGGCUUCUGAAAUCCUGCAAGGAACGGUACGCGUUCUUGUUGUAACCGGUGACAACGUCUAACGUUUCAAUGCUUUCUAAGUAAUCAAGUGAGCGUGUGAGAUAACGAAUUUUUUGGAUCGCAUCUGGUUAAUAGCUAAUGUAGUUAAUGCGCUUAACAAAGUCUUCGACAAAAAUAUUUUGGAAGGUUACAAAUAAUGCUGUAUUAUGGUUUGCUAAAUAAUUAUGACGUCGCUGUUUCUUUUGACGUCCCUGGUUUUUACUUAGUUGUAAAUUGUGCCAAAAUUUGUACUCACAAAGUGAUGAUAUUUCCACUGUUUUUGUUAUGAUUUUGAUCAUAGCCGAGCCUCAUAGCUAAGAAAAUUUGAUUAUAUAUCCAUCUGAGAAAUUUUGGUACGUUCUCUCGUCCAACCAUCCGCACUACAGGGAAACCAAUGUGUAACACUUUCUAGCUAGUGUUGGAGCCCGCAACCUGUAAAUAUUGCACAUCCAUGCUAUGGUCUAUUGACAGCUGUCAAAACGGGAUAUCCACUAGCCAAUAUCACAUGACCGUAUCGCGGUUUCAGGUGUAGACUCCUCGAGGCUACGUAUUUUUGUUAGUUCUCUGAUGAAAAGUUACUAGUUUUCAACUGAUCGCAGGCUCAACUCCAAGUGGAUUUCUUUGCAAUGGUUGCAAGGGUAUUGUUUGAAAUAAAUUAUGAAUUUAUUAACGGGAGCUCUAGCAUUGGCUUAAACUACAUAAAAAUAACAAUAAUAAUAAUAAUAGAUAAUAAUAGUAAUAAUAAUAAUAACGGCACGUGGCUUUAUUCAGUAUUUCCACUAGGUGGCUCUUUAUCAAUAUAUAUUAUAAAACACGUGAGGUUUUUUUUUUCUUAAUUGAUAGGCACCUGAUGAGUAUGGUACCAAUUCUGACCCCUCGUACACGGGGAUUGGUAGCGGGUAUGACUCCACAUCAAGCGGGCUUGGUAACAGUUUAGACCCUACAGAAACAACAGAAACAACGGAUGGUGAUACUGUAUUAAAUCCCUCUGAAGGUUAGCAAUUUGUUUCCACCUUUAUCACUUAGUUAUCACUUAGCCUGUGCCAUAGACAAAACUAAACUUCUGGUUAUGUUCGUCCGUGAAACAGUGCCAAAAUCCGUGUUCUGAGCCCUUACCUGUGUACCAGGAUAUGAGUUCCUGUAUUAGCCGUGAUUGGCCUGGCAAAAAGCCAUUGUCUAUUUGCCAAUCAGAUUGAGCGUUUAGGUGGCCCAGAACAAGGAUCUCGGUACUGCUUCGCAGACGUUACCAACCAAUAAGCGCGAUUCAGUUCACGCUUCACUUGUUCAUAUUACAGACCUACGUUUCAAUCAAUCAAUCAAUCAAUCAGACCUUAUUUAUAAAGGGUAAUACCUAAUAGUUUGUCAACUAGUUAUCUUUGUGGCCCUCUUAAUAAGUAAUAUACGUAUUACAAGACAAAAGAAAUACACAAUAGAUUAAGAUAUAAAAGCUAAGUAAAAGGUAAGAACAUAUUACUACAUAAUCUAAAGAUUAUCUAGAAAAGGAGCAAAAAUUCCAUCCCUAAACAGACUUAAUUGAAUUUGUUUAUAUAAAGCACUCUUUAAAAUAUUUACAGAUAAAGAGGAACGGAUCUUAAGCGGAAGGUGAUUCGAACGUUAAGAAGUUGUACAGAGAAUGUGCGACCCCCUCUUUCGCUCUGUUGUAUCCUCUAGGCAAUAUCAUGUUAAGAUUGGCACUUCGUGUAUUUCUACUAUGCUGGCUGCUGUUUAGUUCUAAUAGGUCAUUUAUGUAAUCAGAGCAAGCACCACUAAUUCUUUUGUAAGCUAUCGAGCAUCUUUUGAUAUCAGACUCAACGUAAUAUGGCACCCAUCCUAAGGUAUUGAACAGAUCUACAUGUACGCUAACUAUGAUAUUUUUUGGCGUCUAGAAUAAUACGCGCACAGCGUUUCUGCAACACGACAAUCUUACAAAAUUGUCUUAGCUGCAACAGCUUAUUCAAGCUACGCUACAAUAUAAUAAUAUGUAGAUUUAGCCAGGGCUUAAAGCGAAGCUCUCGAUGACAUUUAUAGUUUGUUCGACAAAAUAUAAAAUCGUGUAAUGCUAAGCGGCGAAGUCAACGCCGGAGAACGGUGUAAAACAGCAAUAGGUCUAAUUAGCAAAAAACCAACAUUGCACGUGCAGCACACUUUUUUUGCACAUUUCGUUGCCGUUGCUUGGCACGACUACAACGUGAACCUUCAGAAACUUCUUAGUUACACGUUUUAUGGAGGAUAUGUCGUACGUGUUCUCGUUCACUUUUUUUCACUGCCGCUCAUUUUCACCUUGCAUUGGUACCGCUAGCAUUUCUCAUUUUGUCACCGCCGCUACAAAAUUGCCCACUCCAGAAAAUACCAUAACAUACCAUAAUGCUCUUUGCUUGUCACUCCAAACUUUUGCAUAUACUUUGUCUUCAGUUUCUCUUGGGAGUUAAAAUGACCCCAAGAGAAACUGAAAACAAUGCUGAUGCAAAAUUUUGGGGUGACAAACAAAGAGCAUUAUGGUAUGUUUUGGUAUUUUCUGGAGUGGUCAAUUUUCAUGUUGUUCUUCCAACAAAAAAUUGUCUCCUUUGUUUUUUUCAUCUCUCGCUUUAGAUCUCUGUUGCCCUUUUUGUCGUAGAGCUUCGCUGGCCUGCCGCCCACUUUCUCUUUUCCUCUGUCUUUCUCUUGGUCUAUAUUCCAAAUUUGUGGACGUGACAAUUAAUCUAAGCUUAAUACUUUAGGCAAUACGGAUACAGAAACAAUUUCCGCUUUCCGUUUUCGUUUUUAUUGACUCUUUAGUUGUCUCUGCUUUACAAGACGCCGGUGGCUAUGCGAUUUCCCGCCGAAAUAACCUCGAGUUGCAUUUGGGUUGCCAUACCUGUUGAUUGAGUUAUUUUACAUUGGCAUGCCUGUGUUGCGGACGGACGAUUGGGCGGGCGGGCAUACGGUCACGUGAUUACCAAAUUUUUUCGGAUGGGUAAACUACUUCAUUUUCUCACCCAUGGUGCUCCGCUGUGCGCGUUUCCCGCGCAGCGGGGUCCGCUAUUAAUGGCUUGAUUAAAGAAUUAUAAGUAUACGUUCUGUUCUUGGAAAGUAAGCCUUAAUUCUGUCAAGUAUGCCAAUACACUUCUAUAGCGGAGCUCUGGCGCGAAGUGCGCCUGCGGAGCACCAUAAGUAAGUAAAUCUACCCAUCCCAGAAAAUUUGGUAAUCACGUGACCGUACACCGCCCGCCCGUCCGUCCGUCCGCACCACAGGGCAACCAAUGUUCAAUCUCACACUUUCUAGCUAGUUUGGGAGCACAGGAAGACUGAUAUUGCACACUUUGUUGUGAUCAAUUGACAGCUGUCAAACCCGGGUAUCCGCUGACCAGUAUCACCUGACCGUAUCGCAGGCUCAGGCGUCGACUCAUCGAGGUCGAGUAUCUUUUUGAAGUUAUCCGCUGACAAGUUAGUAGUUUUCAAAUGAUCGCGGGCUCAAGUUUAAUUUUUUUUAAUUCAUAUGAAAUAUGUUGUGUUUUAUAUGUGCCGCACAAUUAAAAUUUUGAUUUCAAACUGACCUCGGAAGCUAAGAUUCAGCCAGUUUUUACAGGCAGGUAAGACAUGCCAGUUGCUUUCAACUUUUUUCACCAAGGUCACGCGUUGGUCACGCUCUACGUCCAAUUUUUGUACUCUGAUUGGUCAAAAUUUGACAGGUGAGUUCAUGCGGAAAAUUUAUGCAGCAUCUUAAAUCUUGUUUACUUUGACAGCUGAAGCUGACAGAGUUAUGUGUCAACUUUGUGAUUUGAGACAAUGAUCUGACCGAUAGAACUUUAAAAGGCCUUUAGACAUUUUCUCACCGCAAAUAGAAAGAAAACAUUCCAAAGAAUAUUUAGUUAUAAUUCUCGCUGUUAAAAGAAAGCUUUGAGCGACUUUCUUGCUCGAGUUCAUCUUUGAAAAAAGCAAACACCGGGAAGCCGGCUUAAAACAUUAACAAGGAUUUUCAGAGACACUUUAAUACUUGUCUAUUGUCUAUUGUCUACUUGUUUAUUGAUUGUUAGUAGUCUCUUUCGCAAUUUUAAUCGCUGUGCCGUUUGUUUUCAGUCGCUCAAAAACAUCGCUUGCAGGAGUAGUCAAAAUGCCGCACGUAUCAAACGCUUUUGAAGAUUACACAUCGUUAUAAAACCAUUAAAUAAAAAAUAAACAUAAUAAAUUCCUUAUUAUGAGGAAGCGUAUAACUCCAUUAAUCUUGAUUUAAACAGUCGACUUUGGCGCUUGUCAAAAGUGAGAACCGGCUAUUCGUAUAGGUGUUUUUGGAAUUUUUUUUUAACGGUUUCGCUAAAAGCCCGCGCGUGCUUCAAUCGUAAUGAAUAAUUAGUGCAAUUUGUAUUGCAAAAUUGUGAAAUACUGCAUUCUUUCCGAGGUCUGUAUGAUAAAAACAGCGCCUCGUAGUACUGUUUCACCUCAGAUAUGAUGUAUAAAAAGUAUAUAAACAGUUGGUUUACACGUCCCCAGACUUGUUGGCAAGAUUUUGUAAAGUUAACUAAUGUCGAACGCAAAAAAUUUGGCCUGAUUUGUUUUCCAAGAAUUUGUUUUCCUGGCCUAAUCUACUGUGAUCAAGAGCCAUUAUGGCUCUUAAAUGUGACCGAUUGCUAUUUUUUGGGUGUACAUGUAAGGCUAUCAACUCGAUGUAAGAUUAAGUUCACUCUUAGAUGGACUGUUUGAAAAAAUUAUUUUUCUCUAAAAUCACUUAGCUUUUCCCUCAAAAGUCACAUGAAUGUGCUCUAAAGUUUACUGAUUUGUGGAAUACAAGUUUAUUGUUUGAUUUAAAUUAUAAAUUCAAGUUAAUAGGAGCUUCGCUUUUAGCCCUGGCUAAAUUAAUAUAUUAAAAAAGCAAUUACAAACUUUAAGCCAUGAAAAAAAAUCCGCAGAUACAUACUUCACUGUAGGAGGUCCUUUUAAAAUACCAUUUGAAGGAGGGGUUGGGUGAUUCAAAACAAAUCCCGCAAACACACCAAAACAAGAAAAAUCUUCUAUCGAGCUGAAAUUCUUAUAACUAUGUUCGAUCACAGUAAAAAAAUUUGUCGUAAGUCAAACACAAGAAACUUCAAUCUAGAUUUUCACUGGGGUAACUUCAUUGGUUACCUCUUGGUUACCCCAAGACAAACGCAAGUUUCUCUCCCCUCCCUUACUUAGUUUCCCCUCAUCUUCCCCAAAUUCUGUACGGGCGGGUGGGCGUACCUCCCCUUGGAGUCGAGAUAAGUCGCUCGAGACUGUAAAGUCGAACUCUAGUAAUGCUUUGAUAGUCCAAGAAGCUCCCCUUUCGAGUUUUGUGUGCUUCGUUUCCAGUAGUAAUGCUUCAGCAAAGAUAAGCCUUGUUACGGCCUAGGUGCCUAGGUGCUACGGCCUAGGUGCCUAGGCGUCUGGAGUGGGUUCCCUUUAUUAAUAUGCAUAACGGUCGAGUCAAUGACGUCACCCAUUGUUAUAACCUACAUACUAAUUAAGUGCCUUCCUGCAUAUAUAAUGAAGUGGAUAGGUUUACUAAUGAGCGUCACUCUACUACAAUAGGAACAAUAGGCUUUCCUAGACUUGCCCGGUAAGUAACUUAAGCCCGGUUUUCGGACCGUCUAUUAAAAGAAAAAUAGGAGUAAGAGAAGCGAUCACCUAGCAACGCGAGAAACGGCUUCCUAUAAACAAAACACAUACAGAAAGUAGAGUUGAAAAGUCUUUAUUUCAAGUUAGUUGAUGUCUUCUUUUUUAGCUCUAAAACUCGGAUAUAUAUAUAUAAACAAAACAUUCACAAAGGGGAGCUGAAAACGCUUUAUUUCAAGUUUGUCUGACUAUUACAGAACUGUUUUCUCCGUUUUAUCUUGAGGAAAUGAAAAACUAUUGAAGUCUCAACGUUUCACGCACUGUGAGUCAGUUAAUUAUGCGAGUUCACAAGCCCAAAGUUGAAUACAAAUUAGCUCUACAGGAAAAACCUCAAGGGAGCAUAUUGACGUAUUAUUAUAAAACAAAUAACUUAACAAGGAUCAAUUGGAACACGCGACUAAUAAUUGCUAGCAAUAAAACCACAAGAGAGAUACCGUUUUAAAAACUUUAUUAAAAGUCAAUAACAAAAAGAGUCAAAUACACAGCGAUUUGAAAGGAAAAGGGAUGAAAAUUAAUCCAUUGACUGACUAUUACAAAUCAGUUUUUUCCGUUCCAAAAUAAUCCUUCCGUGUCUACCCAAUUUUCCUAUGGCCUCUAAGACAAGAGUUCGACUUUCUUUGUUUCUUGCACUUUGUCUUGUUCUUUGUAGUUCGUCUUUUAGCUUUUGCUUUAAAAGAAGCUUCAUCUCUUCGUGACCUUGACAGUUCGUAGACUGUUUCUUGUGUCUGCACUGGAUUGCGAGUACUUGUUGAGUGAUUUUUUCCGGAAUUAUCCGGUUCAUUUUCGUACACGACGACUUUAACUUUAGGUUGUAAUUUCGCCUAUUGUAAAUACUGUCUUCGCUGUAUGUGGUCUAACUGGUGAACAUCCGCGAGAUGGUUAGCUAAUCUGACAAGGUACUUCGCCCCGCACGAUGAAAUCGGACAGUUUCUGCAAACUCUCUUGUAAACCAUGUUGACAGUUCGAUGACUGAAUACAAAUGACAUCUUUUUCGCAAAUAGUCAGGUUAUAUAGAGUGUCAGAAAGGCCAAACACAGGCCAGAAUGGCCAUAACCAGGCCUGAAAGGCCAAAACCAGGCCAAAAUGGACAAAAGGAGACAAACGGGCCAUUUCUAGUCAUGUGUCUUUUUUCUCAGACACACGCGUGGGUGUCGCACUUCGCUAGUCACGCAACAGCUCUCAACAUUGGAAUCAUCCUCUUUAUUAAGUGUAAUCACAAAUAACAGUGCCUAAUUAAAAAAGUUUUGACCGUGAAUUAGUAAUUGGUAUUUCAAAUUUCAGAUUUUUUUAUUCAUUGUACAAGUUUACUAUUAUUGUUAUUAUUUUCAAGUCAGCAAUACAACACUCUUAAAGUUUGGUUGUUUACAGUUUUUAUUGAAACGCAACAAUACAAAGGUCUAGGAAAAAUAAUUCUACAACAUUCAUAGUUGGACUAGCCUUCAUCUUGUGGAAUGGGCUGCUGUUGAUACAGUCGAUUGAGUAAGAAUUUUCGCUUAUCGAUGGCUAGUUCUGUCGAUUCCAACCAAUCAAAUCCUUCUGUGUCUUUAAGCUCUUUUUGAGUUUCCAUCACUUUUCGGAAUGUCGGAUCUUUCUUCAUUGCAUGCAUCCACUGUAAAAACUCUAAGAACACUUUUCUCAAUUCCUUUCUAUAUACUGGAAGCAAAGCAUUUUCAGCUUUAAUGCGGGCCACUUCAGGCGAGUCUCCGUUGUUGCGUGACUAGCGAAGUGCGACACCCACGCGUGUGUCUGAGAAAAAAGACACAUGAUUAGAAAUGGCCCGUUUGUCUCCUUUUGUCCCUUUUGGCCUGGUUUUGGCCUUUCAGGCCUGGUUAUGGCCAUUCUGGCCUGUGUUUGGCCUUUCUGACACUCUAUAUAACCUGACUAUUUGCGAAAAAGAUGUCAUUUGUAUUCAGUCAUCGAACUGUCAACAUGGUUUACAAGAGAGUUUGCAGAAACUGUCCGAUUUCAUCGUGCGGGGCGAAGUACCUUGUCAGAUUAGCUAACCAUCUCGCGGAUGUUCACCAGUUAGACCACAUACAGCGAAGACAGUAUUUACAGGAGGCGAAACUACAACCUAAAGUUAAAGUCGUCGUUUACGAAAAUGAAGCGGAUAAUUCCGGAAAAAAUCACUCAACAAGUACUCGCAAUCCAGUGCAGACACAAGAAACAGUGUACGAACUGUCAAGGUCACGAAGAGAUGAAGCUUCUUUAAAGCAAAAGCUAAAAGACGAACUACAAAGAACAAGACAAAGUGCAAGAAACAAAGAAAGUCGAACUCUUGUCUUAGAGGCCAUAGGAAAAUUGGGUAGACACGGAAGGAUUAUUUUGGAACGGAAAAAACUGAUUUGUAAUAGUCAGUCAAUGGAUUAAUUUUCAUCCCUUUUCCUUUCAAAUCGCUGUGUAUUUGACUCUUUUUGUUAUUGACUUUUAAUAAUGUUUUUAAAACGGUAUCUCUCUUGUGGUUUUAUUGCUAGCAAUUAUUAGUCGCGUGUUUUAAUUGAUCCUUGUUAAGUUAUUUGUUUUAUAAUAAUACGUCAAUAUGCUCCCUUGAGGUUUUUCCUGCAGAGCUAAUUUGUAUGCAACUUUGGGCUUGUGAACUCGCAUAAUUAACUGACUCACAGUGCGUGAAACGUUGAGACUUCAAUAGUUUUUCAUUUCCUCAAGAUAAAACGGAGAAAACAGUUCUGUAAUAGUCAGACAAACUUGAAAAAUAAAGCGUUUUCAGCUCCCCUUUGUGAAUGUUUUGUUUUAUAUAUAUAUCCGAGUUUUAGAGCUAAAAAAAGACAUCAACUAACUUGAAAUAAAGACUUUUCAACUCUACUUUCUGUAUGUGUUUUGUUUAUAGGAAGCCGUUUCUCGCGUUGCUAGGUGAUCGCUUCUCUUACUCCUAUUUUUCUUUUAAUAGACGGUCCGAAAACCGGGCUUAAGUUACUUACCGGGCAAGUCUAGGAAAGCCUAUUGUUCCUAUUGUAGUAGAGUGACGCUCAUUAGUAAACCUAUCCACUUCAUUAUAUAUGCAGGAAGGCACUUAAUUAGUAUGUAGGUUAUAACAAUGGGUGACGUCAUUGACUCGACCGUUAUGCAUAUUAAUAAAGGGAACCCACUCCAGACGCCUAGGCACCUAGGCCGUAGCACCUAGGCACCUAGGCCGUAACAAGGCUUAUCUUUGCUGAAGCAUUACUACUGUUUCCCCAUGUUUUGGGUACUGUUCUUUGGUCUUUUUCUAUGUUUUCGCUCUACCUGUGUCAAACUAAGUAUUGACCAAGUAGUCAUGAACGACAGAAUUUCAGUACCCAUUAUGUUAAAUGAAACCAUAGUUGAAAGUUAAUUUCGUUUCUAUUCGCUUUUUAUGGUAUCUAUCAUAAGUUUCAAAAAGCUAGUCCAAAGCAUUUUAUACACAUUGAAUUCCUCUAGCCAGCCGGGUUUGAUCCGGGUUUGCUUCGUUUGCCUUAUCCCCAUUUGACUGAAAGAUCUGUUUAAUGGUUAAAAGUUUUGGUCUACUAAGAGGGUACAUUAUUUAUAUAAGCCCAGAUGGACAGAUCCAAGUGCAGUUAGUACAACAUCAAGGGUAUCGUAUCCAUCAGUUCAACGGACCCAAAAGUUUUGACUCAUUUUAACAUGAUUUUACGACAUGGACCACUGUCCACUGACAAGGAGUUCAUUUUUCCUGCUUAAUGCAGAUCGCUCAGCCAUGGACCAAUUGAUUCCUCCUGCCGAUAUUCAAAGGAAAGUCAGCAUGUUUCCUCGCGAAGUAGAUUUGUCGGUAUGUUCAAUUUUAUUUUAACCUUACCAUGGAUGCCAGUGGUCUUCUCGCCCUCCAAACAGAAAUAAAACUUUUGCCAUCCAGGGUAUUUUCACCUCUGAAUAAAACAAGUAAAUAUUUAGUUAGCUUAAAUUACGUACAUUCUACAAUCAUAGGCAAUUAUUGAUCUUUUUCAGAAUAAACCUACCCAAUCGUCCAGCAAUAAUACUACUUAAUGAAGUGUUCCUUCCGUAAUUUUAAAACUGUCUUAUUUUAUUUUGCAUUUAGGGUGGAUAUUUUUGUCGCUUUGAAUUCAUACCUGAGCUGUUACCUGGGGUUGAUUCGGGACAUGCAGCUGUUGGAAAUUUAGGAACUAUUGAUUUAAAUAAGGAAGGCAAACACUGGGAUGGAUAUUAUAUUCCACGUACGUAUUGUAAUACAUAUUGCCACUUAUUCUGGAUACUCUAAUUAAUACUUGAUCUAUCAUGCAAGAAAAUGUAUAUGUUGUGGAUACAAUGCUUUAUCAGAGGGGUACAAUUAUAGGGGUUUGAAAUUGCUCAUAGUGCUUAAGUAUAACUGUACGCUUUUGUUCAACGGAUUACUUCACAACCUCAUAAAAAGAACUAGUCAUUGAAGACUAGCCUCCCACGCAGACGUUCCUAGGGUUUUUCUCGCGUUCCUGCCCCACUUAGUGACCAACAGAGACUUUCACUACGAGCCUCAGCGCUCCGGAAGUUAAAAAAUUCGUACCGUCUGGUUGCUAUGAAGUGACGUAAUCAUCCAGUUGAGUAUCCAUCACCGUAACACUUUUGCGGUCAACUACCGCAGCGCUCGUAAAGUACUUUAAUUAAAACCGUGUUCAAAAACCCUGUAGGAAGUCUGUUUAUUUUUGAGUCGAUUAAUGCACUGCUGACUUUCACGAGGUCAACUUUUGCAUAAAUUAUCAAACAUUAUGUUAAGCGGGAAAUUUACCUAUGGUUCGCGGGAGAAGCAACUUCUAUAGCGGCGCAAGACAAAUGUUUCGAGAGUCGAGGAUGUGCUCACAAACUAUUCACUAUGCGACGAAAGGAGGAAUCACUGGCAUGAUAGCUGCAUGUAAUAGUAAUUUUAUCAAUCCAGGUCGCGCCGUGUUCGCUCGAGAACGCUGUGACAACCUCGUUUGGCGCGCUUCUCAAUACUUCCAAAACAUGUUGUAAUCGGUAAGUAGACUUAAGCACUUAGUAUCGCCAAGCCAUUCGAAUCAGUGUAUACCCAAUUCUUUGUCUGAAGAUUCUUGCAAACACAUAUACCAAGUAAAUCUGGAUGGAAGAGGAAAUUGUCUCCUGAAACGCAGCCAGAUUAUAUUUUGAAGGAUGGCGGCACAAUUCAACGCGUCUUCCAGGUCAGCCCUAAUUUAUAGUUCGUAAGAGUAUAAAUUGCGAUCUCCCUAUUAAGCUUUCUUUGAUAAAACUUCAGUACAAACAAAACAACGCAGACAUGACAUUCUCCUGCAUGAGACACAAUCGGCUGAAGGAAAUAUCUGUUUACAAGUCGGGUAAAUUAUCCAUUCUUGCGCACCGCAAAAUCAGCUAAAAUCAGUCGCUGGAAACCUGGCAUAUUAUUAAGCCUGAGCGCUUCUAAGAAUAACACGUUUAGAACUUCGACGCGUAGAAAAAAAAGGCAGUUGUUCUAUAUCCUUUCUGGUUCAUCCAGGUAGAAGUCCUGGCAUAUUAUUAUGCCUGAGCGCUUCUAGGAUAUAUAACACGUUUAGCAUUUCGACCCGUAGCCGUAAAAAAAAAAUUUAGGCAGUUGUUCUAUAUCCUUUCUGGUUCACCCAGGUAGAAGUCCUGGCAUGAUAUAAUUAUGCCUGAGCGCUUCUAGGAUAUAUAACACGUUUAGCAUUUCGAUCCGUAGCCGAAAAAAAGAAAUUAGGCUGUUGUUCUAUAUCCUUUCUGGUUCACCCAGGUAGAAGUCCUGGCAUGAUGUUAUUAUGCCUGAGCGCUUCUAGGAUAUAUAACACGUUUAGCAUUUCGACCCGUAGCCGAAAAAAAAAAUUAGGCUGUUGUUCUAUAUCCUUUCUGGUUCACCCAGGUAGAAGUCCUGGCAUGAUGUUAUUAUGCCUGAGCGCUUCUGGGAUAUAUAACACGUUUAGCAUUUCGACCCGUAGCCGAAAAAAAAAAUUAGGCUGUUGUUCUAUAUCCUUUCUGGUUCACCCAGGUAGAAGUCCUGGCAUGAUGUUAUUAUGCCUGAGCGCUUCUGGGAUAUAUAACACGUUUAGCGUUUCGACCCGUAGCCGAAAAAAAAAAUUAGGCUGUUGUUCUAUAUCCUUUCUGGUUCACCCAGGUAGAAGUCCUGGCAUGAUGUUAUUAUGCCUGAGCGCUUCUAGGAUAUAUAACACGUUUAGCAUUUCGACCCGUAGCCGAAAAAAAAAUUAGGCUGUUGUUCUAUAUCCUUUCUGGUUCACCCAGGUAGAAGUCCUGGCAUGAUGUUAUUAUGCCUGAGCGCUUCUGGGAUAUAUAACACGUUUAGCGUUUCGACCCGUAGCCGAAAAAAAAAUUAGGCUGUUGUUCUAUAUCCUUUCUUGUUCACCCAGGUAGAAGUCCUGGCAUGAUGUUAUUAUGCCUGAGCGCUUCUAGGAUAUAUAACACGUUGGCAAUGAAAUCGACCGCAGACUUUAAAAUGUUCUUUUUAGAAGGCACUGAAUUAUUUUUUGCGGACAUUUUGUUUGAUAUCGCAUUUUUAAUUAAUUUUAUUUGUCGCCCCAGGAUGAUGACAUGAUUGCGUGAAAAUUGACACCUCUAUCAUAUUAGAUGCGAAAUACGAUCAGAGAUUAAGGGAAUAGGGAAUGUUGCAAGCUACUGGGUAUCCAGCUGAGAUAGCUGACUUUUACUCAGCUAUCUCAGCUGGAUACUGAGGGGUUUUUUUGGUUGCUAAGACCGUGCAGCUCGUUAUGAAUGCGUUCAAGGCGAACUUUCGCGAAAACAAAGGACGAAAUUCGGCGAACUUCGGUUUCAUUACUUUUGCACAGUACUGUAGCACAGCACCAUCAACCAGGAAACUCUUGACAUUGCUGAACCUAGCUGUGUUUAAGACACUUAUCUCAAACGAUUAUAAGUAAUAACGAUUAUAAUUGAUAGUGGCCAAAAUUUUAAUAACCAGAGUCAGACUACACAAAUUCUAUUUUAGCCUCAGAUAAGCCGGGUGUACAACCUGUUACAAUUUGGUCAAAGUCUGGUGAAUUGUUGGGGAACACGGAGCUGAAUUACAGAAAAAAACCAGAACCUGAGUUUAAAGAAAGCCUCGAGAGGGUUGCCAAAGAGAUAAAAAAGGAUCCAAGCAAAAUGGGACCUGUCUUAAGUCGGCUGGCUGAUUGUUGCGGAGGUCAUGGUAUAACCAGAAGUGGUGAAACACAAAAUUAUGGACGUUUUGGUAAGAUUUAAUUUACCGGCCAAAGUAGUGUUUUUACGUAUCACAUGAACCUGCAUAGCACCUGCACAUUAUUCUUGCAAAUAAGAGAGUGGACAAUCAAAAACUCUUACUGUGACACCUCAUAUGUGUUGUUUCACCAAAAAAAGUCUCGUUGUCAUAAAAUAAUUCUAUCUUCUUUCUUAAAGGUUCGACAGAAACAGUUCAGGUGUUGCUGACCUUACUUUAUAAAGCAGCGGAAUGUGGUGCACAACUUUUCAUUGAGUUGAUGCUCAAUUCAUCAGCUGGAAGAGUAAUUUUUCACGAAUACAAGGACAGUGUCCCAUUACCGGAGGUUAUAGCUAGGAAUCAUGGUCAUGAGAACACAGCCCUUUAUCUAGAAGAGAUUAACGCAAGGUUAGUCACACACACAGCUGUUUAUUGUUGUCACGCAACGAUUUUCCCCUCUCUUUGUUGUGGUGAAACAAAUUAUACAAUGGAACCCUUAUUCAGAGGACACUCUUAGGACCGACGAAAGCGCCCCCUGAGUAGAGGUUGGGAUGGGGUUUGUUAAUAACACAACAUAAAAAAAAAUUAUCAUAGCUUUUCUGCGACAUUAUUUGUUGAAUUCACAUACGUGCAUUACAUCGAUUUAAGGGGGAUAAGUUUUGUGAAAGCUUCCAUACAUGUAAUUGUGAUAAGUGUACACCUCAAGAUAUCAACCGUCUUUGUGGUCAGCCACUUUUUGAGUGCCAAGGUGUCCCCUGGCUAGAGGUUAAACCCUGAUUUUGGGGGCCAGAAAAAGUGUCCCUUUCCCCUAAAGACAACAGUGGUCGUUGGGACCAAGUCUGGUGUGCCCUGAAUAGAGGAAUCCCUUAAAUAGAGGUUUCCCAAGGGAGAGCUUCCACAGUGUAGCGAAUACCUUUCAAUGGUUUCCAACGUAGCCGUUCUUGUGACGUCGCGCUCAACUAUUUUCGAUGUGUUAAGAGUGACCCAGAUACUUAUAUUUGAGCUGAAACUGGAGUUGACAACCGAGAUGGUUGUUUUGCUCUGUGGUGGGGAGGUACAACAGAAGGUCUAAUUCGACGCGGAGAAUGUGGGUGUAUAUGAUGGUGAUAGCAAUGUAAAUUUUUAAAGACUAUAACUGCUCAUUUAGCUCGAUAAUUUGGUUGUAGAGUCGGGUUAUUGUUAUUAUCAAGCAGCUUGGCUUGUUGUCAGCGAUGGAUACAUGGGGAUGCAUGGGGGCGAGAUUUAAUUAGAAAAAAUAUAAGAUAAAUGCUAGGAAUGGUGGGCAAACACAUAGAAUUUAAUAAUAAAAAAAUAUAGUGUACUUCUAAUAUGUUUCCUGUAAAGCAUUUAUCAUAUAUUUAGCUUGACAGUGUCCGCCCUUAUGCCUACAGAUAAAGAUGGUAUCUGCGAUGAUUGAUUACCGUUAAAUUUCUCUCUUUUAUGAUUAUCAGUUUUUCUACAAAACAUAGUGUCCUUCAAGACCAUAUUUUUCGACCCCACAGAUUUUCUAAAGAUCCGACUCCAGAGGAUCGCAAGAGAGUACUUGAUUGGCCAGGAUUCCUGGCGGCUAUUAAUUCCCCCCAAGAUGAAUCCAGUAAGUUCAGCCAUGUAAAGUUUAAUUUUAUAUUAUUAAACACCAUAAUUGCUUAUCGGUGGGCUUUUUAUUGCCCUCAAAUAUUUACAUAAGAUUUAGCUUUCCUCUCUUUAAAGAGACAGAUCAGUUGCAAACGUUUCAAAGCAGGUUAAUGUGUAGAAUCAACACAAUGAAACCUUAAGCCGAGUAAUGAAAAACUCAGUUCACUUGCUCACUUUGUAUCGUAUAUUAUGUUACCUAUUUGCAAAGGUGACGCCAGUGAAGACGAAAGUCCUCAACCUGAUGUUCGUAACGACAGCGACAGCAGCUACCUUGGGGAUGUCGAGUCAUUAUCAUGUGAUUCGGCGGAGCCAUCGUCCGAUUCUGAAGGCGACCUUUCAGAAAUGUUCAGUAAAGGUAAUAUAAGAAAACAUCUACUAAACUUAUUCAUAUGUUGAGUCUUUACUUCUGGAUGCCACGCUGUUGAUUCCGGAUUCCUUGACAAAGGAACUUGAAUUCCGGGUUCCAAUCGUUAACUGGAUUCCAGAUUCCUUGAGCUCUGUUAGGAUUCCAUAGCCCAAGGAUUCUGAAUUCCACAAGCAAAACAUUCCCGGAUCUGGUUAAGCUUAGACAGGGCGACAUAUAAUAAGAGACAUGGAAUGCAGCACGUAUCAUCCUCGGAGACCCAGGGGCAUUCAGUCGGGCCGGGAGAAAAGGUGGGACGAAAGUUUUGAAGCACAGGCGGAAAAGCCUGUUUUCGGGUAGACAGUAUUUUGAAAUGGAGAGUUUAUAUCAAACUGAAAGUUUUCUGACUGCGUACAUUUCUUUAGUGCAUGAGCUAGUGAUCGAGCCAAUAGACGUCGUGUGAACUCACGAAAAGAAGUCAGGAGAUGCUGUUCGCCGAUUGGGCACAAUAAUACAAAGCAUUUUUUGCGCCCAAUCAGGAGCUAGCAUUCGCUUGACCUUUUGGAAAUGAUCCGGUGAGAGUCGGUACCCAGGGGCUUUUCCGCCUGUGCUUGAAAACUUUCGUCGCGCUUUUUCUUCCGGCCCAACUGACCGCCCCUGGGUAUCCGAGGAUGACCACGUAUUUACGUACAGAAGAAUAAUCUUUUUUCCUUACGUUAUACAUCACAGUCUCUGUCAAAGAAGAUGAAAUUCAAAGGGAGGGAAAUAUGGCAGAGAAAGAAGAACGUGAAUUUGUUUAUCAACCAUUGAAUGAUUUAUCUUGGACAGUGUUGGAUGAAAAAGGUAUGACAUUGAAUUGACUACGUUUUCCAUUAACUUAAAAAACAAACGCAUCGAUGGUGAUGACGUGAUUCCCAAGGUUUGUCGCUCAAAAGUUAGAAACCUCAGGAAAAUUAUUGUGUCUUCUUGUUUGCAUAAGAUUUUUUGGGUUUUACUAACAGUUUCGAAGAAGGAAACAGAGGAAGAAGGAACUUGUUUACUACAGUCAAUGAUCAUGGCUUUAAGUAAAUGUUACCUUGAAUGAUAUCAAACAGAAUACUAGUAUGUACAAAAGCUAUUAUCAAGUUGAAAGACCCAGGCGUGAGAGCUUUUAGGCUAUGUUUAUACCGAAUAGGGGGUUCUGUGCAGUAACACAUACACGUAUUAAGAACGAUGAUUUCGGUGCGAUUUCUGUAACGAAGCUAACCUACGCCGCGCCAACCUUGAAAGUGAAUCGUCACCCGUUGGAUAGGUUUCUGUCACUCUUUAUCGCAAUGUAAGCAGUUAUUCGGUCGGUAGUGUUCGUGUAUGGGCGAAAAGAGAGUGCGAUCAAGAGCUACUCUUGAGAAAUUUGCACACUUAACAGCAUUCAGGGGUUUCAAUAAGCACCGACGGCGGACGAAACGCGUCGGCUACUUUGCUCAUAGAGGUCGGUUACUUAUUUCUACAAAGAAGAGGCAACUAGGUUGAAUAACGUUGUUAACAAAAAAUAUAUGUCAGAAAAUUUGAAUGAAAACGUAAUUAUGAUGUGUUUUCAUAAAGGCCCACUGGUUUUACGUUAUGCUUUAGUCAUGUGUUUCAGUCAUUCUUUCACAAGUUUCUUCAUAGGUUUACGCAGAAUUUGUUUAGGUGCAAAAGUACGUAAUUUAGUCUUCAUGAAUUGUUCAUUGCUUGUAGGAAUUGAUUGUGUGACUGAAAAAUGAAAAGGUUCAUUUUCUUGAAUGAAAAACACGCUCUUUUGUCCUCAAAUUUAGUCCCCAGAACGCUGAAAAUUGCAUUUUAGGCCUUUCAAAUUUCAAAAUUUUUUAGGGUAGAACGCAUUUGGUCAGCGCCAUCUGUUAACAAAGAACCAUACCCCCAAUUAGAAAUGGCGAAAUGGUUUUGAAUGAAUGAUUUAUAACAUUAAAAUAUAUAUUUAAAAAAUUUAUCUCAACUUGAGGACAAAAAAUAACUUUUUUUUGCACUAUUUCCAAAUUGCGUCAAGCCUCUGCUUUAAAACGAGGCUAAUUGCGUAACCUGUCGUAUGAAUGUGAGGACUUUUGAAACUCUGAAUAGCCUAAAAUUCGAACUUCUGCAUUUCCAGUGAAUGUUUCCAUCAAGAAGAGGACACAAGGAUUAUCACUUGGAUGUUCUAAAGAUGUGGCACAGACAGCGGUAAAGAAAGUGCAGGUACAAGAUAACCGCACUCCCUUUGAUAGUGAUGAUGAAAUGCAUGGCACAGAUGCUAAUCGUGAUGAAAGAGGACAAGAAAAUGAUCCUCGUGUGGAGAAGAAUGAUAGUACUAAUGAAAGGGAAAGUACAGAUGAUCACAAGAAUGAGAAGAAAGGAGAUGACCAUUCUACCACGACUCAGGUUUGCCAUAAUGUCUGGUUUUGUUGAAAAGUGCUAUUUAACUUUAAUCAAUAUAAUUGCUAUUAGCGAGCUAAUCACGAUAAUGAGUGGUCAUACAUAUUAUUACUAAGAUCCGACCCAGCUCGCCAUAGAGCCUCCAUUAACUUAGACCUUAGUGGUUAGAGCAUCCGAACGGGAACUCAGUGGGUCGUGAGUUCGAUUCUCACCUGGAGCUGGGAAUUUUUUUUCUGAGCUUUCUGGUAUCAGAAUUCCUUUUCUUCCAAAAUUAGAGGGGUUAAACGUACGCAGGAGGUAUCAAAGUACUUUUUCAGUGGCCUUGACUGUUUCGCACAGGUAAAAGAGUACUUACGAGGACCGACAAGUGCUGGUACAAGCUUAAUGCCAUGUAAGGGAAACCUAAAUUUUGCUGAGGCUUGUACACUAGUGAACCAGUGCCGUUCAGUUUACAGCGAUGAUCAUUUAAGCUAAAGGAAGACCGUAAUACAUCGUAGAUCGGUACACCGCCACAGUUAAUCCUGACAAUGCGAAUGAUGUCCGACCUCAAAUGAUCACCAAAUUCGACCGCAUCAAGGGAUGCCAUGAAUGAUCUCGGAUAUCUGUACUACGGGGGUGCAGAUUGGGUUACAAAGCUCUUUUUUCCUGUAUUGAGGAUGAAAUGGAUAGUGAAAAAUUAUAUAUACAUCUGCAUUUUAGGGAUAUAGUAGAUACCACCACUGACACCCUUUACAAUUACAAUUGGAGGAGGCAGGAGUAACUCUCACCCGACCAGAUAUUAGGCAAAUAAUACUGCCUAUUAGCCUGCAGUUAAUACACUAUCGCACCCAUUUCCUUUUGACAAUAAUUUGGAAGGUCAAUUGGGGUGAACACAAGACCUAUUCGGCUUUGGCUAUCACAACCCUUAACAAUUUAACCAACCCAAUUCUCUCCAGUGCAAGAUCCCAUCCCUUCCUUUUAAAGCCUGGGGACUGAGUCGAAUUUGCUCCAACCAAUCCGAGAUGGAGUACACCUCAGCUUCCAACAGUCGAGCUGCUGUUGAAACCCGCCCUCCCCGUUUUACACAAUUAACUCUACUUCUCAUUUUAUGGGCCACCCUCCCCCGAGCUCCACAAGGUUCUGCGAUCGCACCGCUUACGUGUACCGUCGGUUGCAUCUAAGUGUGGAUACGAGACAAAAAAACAUGUUAUAAUUUCUCGCUCAGAAACAGCACACUUGCUUUUAAGAAGUAUUAUUUGGAGUUCUAAGUAGUGGAUAGGACACCGGUUAGCCCGUUUCCAUGCGCAGGGAUCUCAUUAACUUGCACAGGGAUACAUUAACGCCGAUGACGUCGUGUAUGUCAUUUAGAUAGGAUGAUAUCAUAGUUUAUUUUUAGCUGGCAAGAAGCAAGUGACAUCAGAAUUUCCCAGAGGUUUAAGUCAUCAAAAAAAUGUUGAGAUCAUAAUCUAUAAAUAGAAAAGUGAUAUUAUGUCCCUCAUUUUUGUCAUGAUAAUGUCAUAUUUAUUUAACGUAGGUAAGAUAAUAUCAAAAGGGCGAAAAGGGGGUUAGCCAAAUGAUUUUUCGGGCAAAACAUUAAAACGAGGUCGAAGCGCAGCGAAGCGAAAAACUGCCCGUCAAGCAAAAUGUCAAUCUUUGUUUACUAGACUCUGUAGAAAGCAUUAUACAGGGUAUAAAAAUUCUAUAGAACAACAACAGGUUGUUCUAAAGUAAACCCUUACUCUUUUGUUUCUUAGAUAAUAAAGACACGGUCACACACCGUAAGAGUCCAAACGAUUAAUUGUACAGAGUGCAUACUGGAAGCUAAUUUACUUCUUUACACCAAUAACAUUUUUAAAUAAAUUGUCCGGCUUGCACCCUGUCUUCCAACUUUGAGCGCUUAAUUUUGUAGACAGUUCAGUCUCCCACAAGCAGGAAAUAUUAUUAAAACUUGCAAAAAGGUACCUCCAGGAAUUUUUAGCAACAGUCUCAUCUGAGGCUUGUUCAGUGCUUGAUAAUUCUUUCUUUUUUUAAUGAUAUUUUCAGUCAGUUCAAAAAUCCCCUAACAAGCUGCAGAAGAUCAACAAAACUGUGUUUAAUAUGCUGUUUUUAUCAUCCCCAACCCCUCACCUCUACCCUACCUAUCAUUUCCCAUAGUUCUCUCCUUGUCAUAAAACACUAUGACAUUUGAAAUCAGCGCACGCGGUAGAAGUUGUUUUCCGUGGUCGGUUAAUUUUCUAGAUUUCUUUUUGGCCGCCUGCAGCAAAGUCAUCAUUAAGCCUUGUGAAGCAACAAGUCUCACGAUUGGCAAAGUCUGCCGUCGUCCAAUAUGUUACCGUAUUUCGUCCCAUUAUGGCUAAACGGGUGAAACACUGGUCUCGGGCUUCAGACGGAAAGGCAUCAUAUUGCGAGCUUUGAUGUGGGCAGUUUUUCGCUUCGCUGCGCUUCGACCUCAUUUUAAUGUUUUGCCCGAAAGAUCAUUCGCGUAACCCCCUUUUUUGCCCUUUUAAUAUCACCUUACCUAAAUAAAUAGGACAUCAUCAUGACAAAGUAGGGACAUGAUAUCACUUUUCUAUUUAUAGAUUACGAUCUCAACAUUUUUUGAUGACUUCAACCCCUAGGAAAUUCUGACGUCACUUGCUCCUUGCAAGCUAAAAAUAAACUAUGACGUCAUCCUAUCUGUUUGACAUGCAUGAUGUCAUCGGCUCUAAUGUAUUGCUGCGCAAGUUAAUGAGAUCCCUGCGCAUGGAAACGGCCUAACCGGUACCUUAUCCACUACCGUUCUAUAACACCGGAAAUUCUUCUUAACGUCCAAAAAUUCUUGCGAUGAAGAUAUUGUUGAUCGAAAACAAACCAAGGCGACAAAAUAGCCGCCUACUUGGCACUUGAGCAUUCGACUAACGUCACCCCAAACUUCGAAUGUUUGGCGGCAGAAUGUCAUGUUUUUACCCGAUUAGAACAUGCAAAAUUUUCACAGCUCCAUUAUCUCGCAAUUCCCAGAAGAGACCUGGGUACAAAGAAAACCAAAUGUCAUGUCAUGUUUUCGAACGUGGGCUAUUGGCCACCGUGGAAAGAUUCGGAGAAGAUUCGCUCUGACGAUAGCUACAAUCAUGGACAAAAGUCUUGGGACAGUUGUACACUUUGAACGCUAUUUGACACACGCGAAAUUGGAUCCGCGCGCUACUAACACUGUACGUCCCUACCCUCUCCCCCCACCCCACGGACAAUAUUGAAACCGUCAAGGCACAAUUUCAUUGAUCUUUCAACAUUGUAUUAGGUGAGGAGAGGGGAGGGGACAUGGAUUUGUAAAAUGACUGCACUGCUUUUUGCGACAUUACUUGUGAAACGCAAAGAAUUAAAGUUACGCUCUCGCUGUCCCAAGGACUUUUGUCCAUGGUCGUAGUUCUCUAAACAUCAGUUUCACUAUCUGAAUUUGCUGCACAGUUUAUUUAAUCAACUUACUUCAUUAAAGUGAAUUUUCAAUCUAAAGCUGAUAUGCUAAUAGAGCAGUUUAUUUUCCUUAAAGGUUUCAUCACGUAUGGCAUCUUCAAAUGGAUAUACCGAUGAACAGCUAAACUAUUACAGAAUUUGUUUUCUAACGAAUGAUAUACUAGUGGAGGGUCUGCGAGAGAUAUUUAAACAAGAAUGGGACAAACUGUACAAAUCAACUUUAGGAGAAUGGAAAGAUGAGCCUCGAAAUGGAAAGGACUUUUAUAACAAGGAGUCUCCUCAAAAUCAAGAAAGAAACGCUCACCUUUUAGCUACCAUGAAAAACGGAAACAGCACGGAAUGGGAUUGCACAAUGCUAUUUUAUGCCAUCCUUUUCUCCGAUUGCGUCGGGGCACGCCUUAGCGCAAUAAUCAGAAAAAAUGUGGAUGAUCUACGCAAGUUUAAGAAUGAAGAAUUUACUCUCAUGCCAACAGGUACUACUCUCCCUGAGAUAGAAUUUCAGAAUGCUAUCAGAAAAGUUGAUGUUGCGUUUCAAGCGCUUGGUCUUCCCACUGUGAAAAUUCAAGACUUGAAAUAUCAGAUAACGUUUCCAACAAAACAGUUAACAAAAGUCCUUAAAGAAGUUGUUUAUAAUCGGAAACAGGACGUUCAAGCAAAAGAGUGUCAGCGCCAGGUCCUUCAAGAUGAAAUUCAGGAGAAGGCACCUUCAUUCUGCAUUCUUCCUCCUAAACCCUCACACGUCAUCAGCAAUCGAGAUCGUGAGGUAGACGAAAUUAUCCAACGACUAAAGGAGCUAAAAAAGUACAGUGGCAACGGGUUGAGUUGGUUCUUCAUCUCGGGCAAUCCUGGAAGCGGCAAAUCUCAGCUUGCUGGACUCGUAGCUAAGAGAUUCUAUGACGAGGUCAUCGAAAUGCCAGGUGGUUCUUCAUUUGUGAUGACCUUAAAUGCCGCAAGUCAAGAUUCACUUCUGGAGUCGUAUGCCUCAUUUGCUCGCCAUUUAAAUUACCCAGACUAUUUAGUUGAGCACAUCCUUGAAACAAAUGGGAGUGGAGAGGCUAAGAUUGCCCAUCUUGAAUUUCUUAUUGCUAGAAAAAUUGAUUGUUAUACUUCGUGGCUACUGGUGGUUGAUAAUGUCACUACCAUGUCAACUGUCCGUCUACCACACUUUGAGCUGAAUCCUUGGGCACGGGGACAGUUGCUGAUUACGACCCAGGACACAACUUCAAUUCCUUUGCAAAGCGCCAUCAUCAAGCACAUCUCAGUGAGUAAAGGUAUGGAGCCCGCUGAUGCCCUUUCCUUAUUGGUCAACCUUUCUGGAGUCGCCGACAGCGAACUGGGGACAAUAAUAGCUCAAAAACUGGAUUAUCAACCUCUCGCUUUAGCUAGCGCUGCAGUCUUCGUCGGAACUAUUCGGCAGCACAAAGCGUUUAGGUAUUUUGGCUGGGAAGAAUACCUGUCGGAACUGGAAGAAGCAAACUGGGGUAAUACAGAAGAUGCACUGGUUAACACCAACUCAUUGUACCCCAACACGAUGGCCAAAGCAGUAACGCUAGCCGUUAAAUUUUUGAUGAGAUCCGACAGAUUUGUAAAAGACCUUUUCACUUUCCUUUCUCUCUGCGCACCGCAGCCACUAAACGUGGACAUACCAAUGAACUACAUUGUGAAUUUAAGCGAAGACUUUGACGAAGCGAACAGGAAGCUUAUUCUCAUGAAAUUGAUGAGAUGCUCACUACUGCUUGUAGAAGAACAAGAUAGUGGCCACUUCAUUCGUGUACAUCAGCUUGUUCACGACGCCAUCGAAAUUGUGCGACGUGAAUCUCACGAGAGGCAAAACCACAAUGUCGUUAUUGGAAUUGUCACCUCAUUCUACCAAUUUAUACUUGCUCUUCCUCCUAUCAAUAGAAGACUGCACACCAUGCACAUCAUUCCGCACGUACGCGCCUUUUGCAGGUCAAUUCCUGAAGUCUCUAACAUUUUAUGUCAUGACAACCUAGCUGGACUAUUUUUGAGACUGCGAGAGCAGGGCGUUGUCAUUAUUGAUGUCGCGAAUAUUUACCGUAACUUAGCUGUGAUUCACGUGAAUAUAGGGGACCUUGAACAAGCAAAGAAGUAUCAGCAUAUGGCGCUUUCCAUCACUGUCGGGCAUCUAGGAGCCACGCACUUUACUGUCGCAAUGAUCUACUUCGAAUUGGCUUUCAUGUACAAAGAAUCUGGUUCUCUUGAGCAAGCCAAAAAGUAUCAGCAACGAGCUAUAAAAAUGAUAUCAGUGAAACUUAAGCAAGGCAUUCCUCAAGACUUAAAUGCCCUUGAACAACCCGCGACUGAAUAUCAUCAAUAUGCUCUGACUACCCAAAUCUGCCCUGAACAUCUUUCUGUUGCAAUGGGCUACAGUAACUCAGCAUUGAUUCACCAGGAAGUAUGUGACCUCAAAGAAGCAAAGGGGAAUAAGCUCGGUGCCGAACAUUUUUCUGUUACAAGAAGCUUCUGUAACUUUUGUUUAACUCGCAGGGACUUAGCUGACCUUGAAAAAACAAAGGAGUAUCAGGAACGUGCUAUAGCUAUCGACCGCAAGAAUCUCGGUGCUGAACCUGCUUCUGUCAACAAGCUACAGUAA